This is a messenger RNA of Schistocerca piceifrons (Central American locust), 861 nucleotides long. RefSeq lists its product as uncharacterized. The record is from RefSeq and is a predicted model, not a curated record. Lineage: Eukaryota; Metazoa; Arthropoda; Insecta; Orthoptera; Acrididae. The coding region runs from base 1 to 861 and encodes 286 amino acids. The transcript has 2 exons.
AUGCUGGCCAGGUGGCUGCUGAUCCUGCUGGCGGUGGCCGGCAGCCGCGCCUUCCCCGCGGCGGACGAGGAGCCCGCGUCCUACCCGGUCGGCCCCGGCGAAGCCGACACCGACGCCGACGCGUCCGCCUCGGCGACGUCGCUGCUGGAGGAGGGAAUCGAGGGCGCCUACCGCCUGGUCAAAGACUGCGGCGAGCGGCCGCUGACCGCCUGCCUCAAGAUGCGCGCCCUCACGCUGAUGGACCGCGCGCUCAGGCAGCCGGGCGACGUGCCGCUGGUGGAGGGCGUGGCGCUGGUGCGGACGACGCCCGUCUCCGGCGCCGCCACCGGCAGGGCGCUCACCCAGGAGGAGCUGGACGCGACGCUGCCGCGCGACGCCGACGAGAAGGACGCCCAGGUGGAGACGAUGCUCGUCGACAGGGUGGCGCGUUUCCUGCAGAGCCAUACGCUGCAGCUCAAGGUGCCCGACUCCGCCAUCUCCGAAGUCCGCAGGACACUCGACGAAGCUCGCGGUAAGAAGAAGAAGCUGAAGAUGCUGCUGCCGCUGCUGCUGUUGAUGAAGCUGAAGGCGGCGGCCAUCAUCCCGCUGGCCCUGGGCGCGCUGGCGCUGCUGGCGCUCAAGGCGCUGAUCGUGGGCAAGCUGGCGCUCGUGCUGGCCGGCCUGAUCGCGCUGCAGAAGCUGCUCGCCUCGCGCCAGGGCACGCAGACCUACGAGGUGGUGGCGCACCCGCACUACUCGCACUCGCACGUCUCCUCCUACGGCGACGAGCACGGCCACUACGGCCGGUCACUGCCCGACGACGGCGCAGCCGCCGCCGACGCCCACCAGAUGGCGUACAGCGCCUACGCCAAGGCGGAGUAG